AUGGAUUCCGCUGAUCUAGCUACAAUCAUUAUCGAUCAUAACUGCUUGGAUUUGACCCAUGACCGUGUUUCAACCAGCAUUUGCGAUGGGCUCAUGAAAAUAAUUAUCGAUCGUCAAAAUCAUCGUCAUCGGUCUUCUGCGGUCCAUUGGAGUCAUCAGAUCGAACUGAACAAUAGGAGCUCUGCGAGCAUUCAGGAUGUAUAUGACCGAUUGGGCGAGAACACUGCCAAAUGUAGUACGGUCGCAGAAUUGCGUGACCAUUUAAGAACUUUGGCAAGUGUUCACAACAGCUUGUUAGGAGACCCAGCAGAAAAGAAUUUGCAAAAACCAUUGUGGGUCUACAAGCAGUCCAAACGAUACCGCAAGCGAAGACGACAGAGAGCCCGUCGCGGGCGGGAGAGGCCCCAAGAUGCGGCUGUAGUUGCAUUUAGCGAUGCCGAUUUGCAUUCAUUGAAAGGCGAUCCACCAGUUCCCGUUAAGUUCUCGCACAAAAAGCUCUUGUCACUCUGUGUAGAUGUGUAUAAGACGAGUAAAGUCUGUAGCAGUUGUGAUACCACGACGAUCGAAGUCCGAGACAACAAUCAAAUGCUUUGCAGACACAAAAAAAAGAUGAAACGAGUGCGAGAAAUUGACAAGACACUGCGACAGAGAUGCCUUGACGAAAACAACGACAUCAUUGGAUACAGCUCUGACUGUGGAGCGAGACGACCCCGAUCUGGAACAGGGACAUUAAUGCUGGGCGUAAACAUGAGACGAAGUCUACAGGCCUACAUAGAAUCAGGUCAUCGUCUCGAUUCCCGUCCGGCAGCUCUUCGACAGUCCCACGGCGCACAAUCUGCGCUCAGCGAGCAAAGUAUCGUCCGUUAG
This is a messenger RNA of Radiomyces spectabilis, 867 nucleotides long. RefSeq lists its product as uncharacterized. The record is from RefSeq and is a predicted model, not a curated record. Bases 1 to 867 code for a protein of 288 amino acids. NCBI's taxonomy places the organism in Eukaryota, Fungi, Mucoromycota, Mucoromycetes, Mucorales, Radiomycetaceae. The transcript is spliced from 7 exons.